Molecule: messenger RNA, 804 nt
Organism: Symbiodinium sp. CCMP2456
Lineage: Eukaryota; Dinophyceae; Suessiales; Symbiodiniaceae
Source: the annotation of a GenBank genome assembly
AUGUUUCGGAUAAGCGGUAAUCAACAAAGCCGCACCCCCAAAUCCAAAGCCCUGGACUUACGUGCCUGGCCUGAAGCCUCUGCGUGUUUGCUCGACGCCCGUCCCUUCUUUCAGAUACGGGGCACUCGGCUAAGUACAGCUGUCGUUUUAAACCGAUCCCUGGCUUCCCUGGGUCUGCAACAAACUCCGGGUCCGCCUGGAGUUCGAGCCCUACCUUGGGCCUUGAUGCGCCGAGCGCAGCGGGACGAGGCCCUGGUGGCGUUGGAGCUGCGCUCGGCAGGUGGGAACCUCCUCUUCGAGUGCCGCCUCGACUCCGAGAGCACGGCUGCGGAGCUGCGGCAGCUGCUGAGAGAACGGCGAACGCCGCCCUCCCUGGACCCGGAGUUCACGAGCUUCUUCGUGGGGCAGGAGGAGCUGACGGAUGCAACGAGCUUGGGGCAACUGACGGAGGGGCGGCUGGGCACCUCUUUGGAGAUCGCGGCCGUGCACGAUGGAGGUUCCCGAAUUCGACGGAAGCUCAAGGAGAGAGUGCGCCUUUUUGAUCAGUGGUCAUUGAACAGAGCAGGGGCGGAGAGCGAUCGAGUGGAGGAGGAGCUGGGGUCGGACUUGGCCAAGCUCCACGCCUGGAAUGACACAGUCAUCGACGAGCUGGAUGAGCUGCGCUUGCGGGAUUUGGUGGCUCUGAUGAGGCGGAUGGAUGAUAGGACUACCAGAGUCCUCACCCUUUCGGAUGGCCUCUUCUCUGUCCCAAAUGCGUUUGUCUUCGACUGGGAGCGCAACCUGGUGCUCGUCGGCUGCUACUGA